Folsomia candida is the source of this 1633-nucleotide messenger RNA. RefSeq names its product leukocyte elastase inhibitor. Bases 206 to 1471 code for a protein of 421 amino acids. Gene Ontology annotation, molecular function: serine-type endopeptidase inhibitor activity. Lineage: Eukaryota; Metazoa; Arthropoda; Collembola; Entomobryomorpha; Isotomidae. The record is from RefSeq and is a predicted model, not a curated record. The transcript is spliced from 6 exons.
AUAUAAAUGUGAUCACAUCGAGACUCAUGUGUCUUACAGUCCAGACCUCGUGUAUAUUUCUAUUAGAGUUUUUGAGGGACAAAAUUAUUCAGAUAAGGUGUAAUUUUUAGGAACCAAAAUUUGAUAUAGGAUGGAACAACGUGCCCCGUAAAGUGUGACCUUAAAUAAAGUAUUUUUUAAAAAUCGGAGAGAAUUUAAAAACACGAUGUCCAUCUAUACUUUAUCCCUCGUCCUGAUUUUGCUAAUCUCGUCCCCCUCGGAUUGUCUGAGGAAGGAGGAGACAUCAAAUUUGCAACGUUUGUCACGUGCCCAUCUAGAAUUCGCACUUUCCCUGUUUCGCACCGUUGCGGGGGAGACGAGUGCGGGGGACAAUGUUCUCUUGUCCCCGUACAGCGUGGCGUCCGUCCUGUCGCAGUUGUGGUUGGGAUCAGCGCCCGAGUCGGGAACGUUUACUCAGCUGGAGAACGUUCUGCACUACAAAGACGGCGGUCUAGGACCGGAAAAGGUUCACGCCGUCUUCCAUUCUGGACUGGAUACCGGGGACGAUCCUGAUUUUCAGAGCGUAGUAAAGCAGGGGAACGCGCUCUUCCUGCAAGACGGGAUCCCGAUCGAGUCGUCUUAUCGCCGCGACCUGCGUCACUUCUACAACUCUUCCGUGGAGGAGGUCGACUUUUCGCGGGAGGACGCCACGCUGCGGAUCAAUCGCUGGGUGUCCAAACGAACGGGGGGCUUCAUCCCCACGCUGAUCGAGAGUCCGCUCCCCGCCUCCACAAAGUUGGUCCUCGUCAACGCCCUGGCGCUCAAGGCCUUCUGGAAAAAUAGCUUCGAUCCCACGAGAACCGCGGCGAGUGGGAUUUUUCAUCGAGGACCGAAUGCAAAACUCGAGAUCCCAAUGAUGGCUGGAAAGUUUAAGGUUUUGCUUGGUGAAAGUGACACGCUUCGAUGUCGCUUGUUAGAGUUACCGUUUCGUGGCAAGCGCUUAUCCAUGUUUAUCAUGUUACCGGAUGAGGACGUGUCCUCGUCGAAAUCGUCAUCGUCAAGAUUGUCCCAUUUGGAGGAAAAUUUGACGGCACAGAAUCUGAAAAAAUUAUUUGCAUCGUUACGAGAGGAAAUGGUCCACAUUCGAAUGCCACGAUUCAGCAUGGAGGACACGUCUCGAUUGACGGACACUUUGAUGACGUUAGGACUGCGAGAUAUUUUUGACCCUAGUCAUGCCAACUUUUCCAGAAUAUCGGCAUCCGAAGAGGAGAAAAUCAGCGUGUCCACGUUAGCUCACAAGGUAAGUCUCGAAAUAACGGAGAAAGGGGCGCACGCCGCUGCCGCGACGGCCACGGGGAUCGAGCGCUUUGGCGAAAUUGGUGAAUUUUUCGAAAUCAAUCGUCCUUUCGUCUUCUUCAUUUGGGACUACGUUUCCGGAGCUUUGCUGUUCAUUGGACGGGUCGCUGAUCCAAAACCGCUGGCAGUACCGUGAAAUCUUAAGACUACUCACAACGGAGGUCUCCCAGCAGUUGCUCUCCGAUUUUGAGCAAACUUGUCUCAAUCGAUGCCAAAUUUAGUUAGUAUGAAAUUUGCGAAAGACACGAUCUCCCAAUGGGCACGUUUGGCCGAGAUAUUUGCAUCCGAAGAGGAGAAA